AUGUCUCGUAGUGCUAUCACCGUUUUGAAGGAUGGAGAUUCGGUUCUGCAUGAUCCUUGUGAUAUUGCAGAGCAUGUGACAAAUUAUUUUUCUAACUUGUUUGGUGUUUCAGCUGUAGGUUCUGACUUCCCUUUGAUGAAUGAGGUUAUUCCUUCGCUCGUGAAUGAGGACAUGAACAAUAUGCUCACUGUUUGUCCUUCUGUCGAGGAAAUUAAAGCUGUAGUUUUCAAUCUUAGUCCUAAUAGUUCUCCCGGUUCGGAUGGUUUCGGUGGUUUUUUCUAUCAAACUUACUGGGAGGUGAUUAAAGAUGACGUGAUCAAUGUGGUUCUUCAAUUCUACACCAAGGGCUGGAUUAUGAAAAUUUUUAAUGUCAGUACUCUUGUUCUCAUUCCAAAGGUUAAUGGUGCUAGUUCCCUUGAUAAAUUCAGACCAAUAGCUAUGGCGAAUUUUAAAUUCAAGAUAAUCUCAAAGAUUCUUGUUGAUCGUUUAGCGUCUAUCAUGCCAAUCCUCAUCUCCAAUGAACAGAAGGGCUUUGUCAAAGGUAGAUCUAUUCAUGAUGGUAUCCGUUUAGCAUCGGAGGCUUUCAAUAUUCUGGAUAAAAAAAGCUUCGGUGGGAAUGUGGCAAUUAAGGUGGAUGUUAUUAAAGCUUUCGACACUAUAAAUUGGAAAUUUCUUCUUCAGGUUCUCUCUAGUUUCGGCUUCUCAAAAACUUUCGUGGACUGGAUUGAGGCUAUUCUCUCUUCUGCACACAUUACAGUUAGUGUCAAUGGUAAUAUGUUUGGUUACUUCUCUUGUGCCCGGGGUGUUCGUCAAGGAGACCCCUUAUCUCCGCUUUGGUUUUGUCUGGCGGAAGAGGUGAUUAGCCGUGGUAUAUCCAAUUUGGUCAAUUUGGGCAAAGUUUCUCUUAUGAAGAGUGUUAAUGUUAGCUUUCCUUCUCACACUCUUUACGCGGACGACAUUUUAGUUUUUUGCAAAGGUACUUCCAGAAACAUUAAGGCUUUGUUCUCUUUUUUUGCUACCUAUGCUAAUGCCUCUGGCCAAGUUUUCAGUACUGUGAAAUCGUCUUUGUUUGCGAGGGGUUUAAGUGCCUCUAGGAUCAAUGCUCUUCUCCGUCUCACUGGUUUCACCAUUGGUAAUAUGCCCUUUAAUUAUCUUGGCACUCCUACUUUUAAAGGCAGCGUUAGAAAGCAUCAUUUACAGCCUAUUGCGGAUCGUAUCUUGGCCAAAUUUGCGGCGUGGAAAGGAUCUCUUCUUUCUAUUGCAGGGAGAGUUGUUCUGGUUUAUUCUUGGCCUGUCAAGCUGCUUCGUAUUAUUGAAAAGGCGUCUCGUAAUUUCAUUUGGAGUGGCAGCAUUUCGAAGAAAAAAGUUGUAACAGUGGCGUGGAAAUUUGUUUGUCAGCCCAAAUCUAAUGGAGGUUUAGAUCUUAGAUCGCUUGUCUGUCUUAAUCAAGCUUAUAAUUUGAAAUCCUGCUGGGAGUUUAUGUCCUCCACAGAAGCGUGGGCUCGCAUUCUCCGAAAUCGGGGUAGUAGAGAUUACGGUAUUGUGAGGCAUCACAUACAAUCUUCUAUUUGGAAAGGGAUUAAAGAGGAAUACCAUUCUGUGUUGGAUAACACUUCUUGGUCGUCGGGUAAUGGUAGAAGGAUUAAGUUCUGGUUAGAUUCGUGGUCAGGUACUCCUUUUAUUAACGAUUACGAUGCUGCUUCUCUUUCUGCUUUGGGCGUUAAUACACAAGCUACUGUGGCAGAUAUUUUUUCAAAUUUUGGCAGCAAUGUUCUUGCAGCUUGGUUGGACCAUUUCCCCUUCGUAGAAGUGCGACUUUCAGGUGCGGUUAUUUCGGAUGCGCAGUUUGAGGAUGUUUUAUGUUGGAAGCAUUCUAUUAAUGGUUCUUUAUCUCUUAAAGAUGCUUACUGCUACAAAUUGAAAGUUCUUCCUCCUCCUCUGUGGGUGGCGGCCAUUUGGAAUUCUCACAUCCCUCCGUCGAAAUCGCUUCUUAUUUGGCGUGUGCUUCAUGAUAAAAUUCCCACAGAUGAUCACAAUGUCGGCGCGGUUUCUUCGCUACUUCAAGGUGUUUGUUAUGUUUGGUGCAAUUUUCUUAUUCCAAUUUUUGGAACAUUUUCCUUAAAGCCAAUUCUCCUUAAGAAGCUUUCACGGCAUAAUAUGUUUGAUUUUGAUAUCCUAAAAGCGUUUCAAAUCAGAAUUAAUCCUCCUAAAGCUCCUUUACUCAGGGAAAUUUUUUGGAAUCCUCCUCCUGUUAAUUGGAUGAAAUGCAAUGUGGAUGGUUCUUUUGUUCAUAAUACUCCGUCCUCGGGUUGUGGUGGCAUUUUCCGAAAUUGCUCGGGAGAUUUUUGUUUGGCUUUUACUGAGCCACUUAGUUGGAAUUCCUCUCUUUUGGCAGAAUUUUGUGGAGUCUUGUGUGGUAUUGAAUUGGCUAAAGAUAGAGGUUGGACUAAUCUUUGGAUGGAGUUCGACUCUUCUGUGGUGGUAAAGGCCUUCUCUCAGGAGAACUUUGAUCAUGUUUCUUGGCAGCUCAGAAACAGAUGGCUCAACUGCAUUAAGUUCGUGUUAGAUUCUAACUUCAUUAUUUCUCACAUCUGUAGAGAAGGUAAUAGCUGUGCGUAUUUUUUUGCUAAUUUAGGCCGCACAUCUAAUUCCUUCACUCUUUUUGACUCCUUACCUGUUGAUAUUAGAAUUGGCUAUGUAAAAAAUAGGAUUCAGGAUAAUACUUUUGAGUUCUUGGGUUUUAGUCUGGGAGGAAGCCAUAGGGUUCUUUCUUGGUGGGAGCCAACCUUGAAGAAAUUGAGAAGCAGGUUAGGAUCGUGGAAAGGUAGAAUGUUAUCUUUGGGUGGCCGAAUCACGUUGAUCAAAUCUGUGCUAUCUAGUCUGGCCAUAUUCCAGCUGUCCUUUUUUGUAGCGCCGCGAAGAGUGAUCAAAGAAUUUGAGAGAAUUCAGAACAAUUUCUUAUGGGGCUGCAGCGAUGUCAAGAGGAAGAUUACAUGGGUUAAAUGGGAAACGCUUUGUUUGUCGAAGGAAAACGGUGGUUUGGGUUUUAAGAAGUUCAAUGAGUUCAACACUGCUCUUUUGUUUAAAUGGAAAUGA
Molecule: messenger RNA, 3096 nt
Organism: Vicia villosa (hairy vetch)
Lineage: Eukaryota; Viridiplantae; Streptophyta; Magnoliopsida; Fabales; Fabaceae
Exons: 5
Coding region: 1-3096 (1031 amino acids)
Molecular function (GO): RNA-DNA hybrid ribonuclease activity; nucleic acid binding
Source: RefSeq, a predicted model, not a curated record